Penicillium hordei is the source of this 459-nucleotide messenger RNA. RefSeq lists its product as uncharacterized. NCBI's taxonomy places the organism in Eukaryota, Fungi, Ascomycota, Eurotiomycetes, Eurotiales, Aspergillaceae. The transcript has 2 exons. The record is from RefSeq and is a predicted model, not a curated record. The coding region runs from base 1 to 459 and encodes 152 amino acids.
AUGGCUGAGUUUUUCGCACGCACGCCCACUGGCUUGCCUCGUCCGAGGACACUUAUCGAUCUGGAAGACAUGGCUGCGCAAACUGUUCGUGGCAGAAGACGGAUUCGGCAAAGGAAUCAAAAUCUCACUAGCAGGAUAACCAGAGCAGUUUUCCGACGCGAUUUCAAUUUGGAUGAGAUAUUUAAGAUUAUCUCCGGCGAGGAGUCCCUGAAGAACUACUUUAAAAUCGCCGGACGACCCAACCUAGGCCGAGUUGGACAAACUUUCAUGUAUAAAGCGACUGAUGCGGAUGAGCUGAUAUUCGAGAGAUAUGAUACCUGGUCAACGUGCUUUGGGCAGUUACGCUCUUCUGCAGAGAAAAAUGAGAAUGAGUUGGAAAUCUGCCUCGGUUACCUCCGACACCACGCAUCUUGGCCGCGCGUUUUCCUUUAUUCACAGAAUCUUCUUGGUCGGCCAUGA